Trametes versicolor FP-101664 SS1 is the source of this 991-nucleotide messenger RNA. RefSeq names its product kinase-like protein. The coding region runs from base 1 to 906 and encodes 301 amino acids. The transcript is spliced from 2 exons. The record is from RefSeq and is a predicted model, not a curated record. NCBI's taxonomy places the organism in Eukaryota, Fungi, Basidiomycota, Agaricomycetes, Polyporales, Polyporaceae.
AUGGCUUCCACGCUCACUCUCGAACAGGUCAAGGCUCUCCUGCGCGACUCGACGAACCUCAAUCCCGACCCUCUCGGCAUGAAUAUGGGUUCUGUGCAGUCCCACUCUGGACCGUACGAGCUGAAUCCCAGAGGGACUCCUCGUGAGGUCAGGUCGACUGUUUACGACGGCGUACCUAUUGUGGUCAAGUUCGGCCUAGAGGUGUAUCUGCGCGAGGCCGAAGCCAUGACCUAUGUGGCGUCGCGCACCUCCAUACCUAUACCACGCAUCUAUGGCGUCUUCACCGAGGCCGUCAGGAACGGCACUAUAACCUACAUCGUCCAGGAACAGGUACCCGGCACACGGCUCGAGCACGCGUUCGAGUCUCUCUCUUCGUCUGAGCGCGUCGUUAUCUCGCGCCAACUGCAGGACGUCUUCGCUCAGCUUUGUGGCCUGACGGACGGCCGAACGCAGCUCGGACCGUUCGGCGGCGGCUCCUGGGCGCGCACAUUCUGGUUUAAGGGCUUCCAAACCGACUUUCCUAUGGGCGACGCGGACGCACACACAACGCGUUCCUUACUCGCCUACUUCAUCGGGAUCUCGAGUCGGUCAAUCCCGGGCUGCGACUGGACGCGCGACGAGUUCCUCGCCUUCUUCGACCUCGGCCGCGCGCCGAACUUCUCGCACGGAGACCUCACGCCCUGGAACAUUAUGGUGCACAACGGGCGCAUCUCUGGCGUCGUUGACUGGGCGGAGGCGGGCUGGUACCCGUACUUCUGGGACAGCUUCGUGCUCGAGCGCGCGGCGUCCACGUUCCGGAGAAUCCCCGGGGUGCGGGAGAUGCUGCGCGCGGCGCUGCUCGAGUAUCUCCCCGAGGGUGACAAGUUUGGAACCCACUGGAAUGUCCAGAGCGACUUCUACUGGUGAUGUGUGUAAGCUGAACGCCACCUAACCAUGUAUACCAGCGCCUCGGAGAGAUUUUACCUGGAUGUAGUCAGUCACUACGGCGGCG